AUAAAGCUACCGAAAAAGAGAAAAAAGAAAUCAAAAGAAAUCGAAAAAGAAUAACCGAAAACAAAACUAGCGAAGCAAAUAAAAAUCACCCUCCACAAAGGGAACUAAUAAAAGAAUUACAAAACACAGUUAAUCAAUUUUCACCAUUAAAGUUAGCAUUACAAAUCAAAGGAGCGAAAUAG
Molecule: messenger RNA, 182 nt
Organism: Funneliformis geosporum
Lineage: Eukaryota; Fungi; Glomeromycota; Glomeromycetes; Glomerales; Glomeraceae
Source: the annotation of a GenBank genome assembly